Molecule: messenger RNA, 939 nt
Organism: Ectocarpus siliculosus
Lineage: Eukaryota; Phaeophyceae; Ectocarpales; Ectocarpaceae
Source: the annotation of a GenBank genome assembly
AUGCAGCAGCUUGAGCAGCAGCUGAAUCGGCGAAGGCAUAGAGAUGCAGGCGGCAACACUAGCCCGAGCCGAACCCCGCCUGGAAUGAGACACCGAAGUGUCAACGUCGUGCCGGCGUUGCCAGCCUCGCCGCCGCCAUCGAGAGGAGCGGCGGCGGUGGGGGCGGCGGCAUCUCCCGCAACGGCGGCCGAUCCCGAGCCUUCCGUGUUGGCUCCUGGCUCUCCUGCUACAACCGCUGCCGCUGCCGCCGCCGCCGCCGGCACGGGCCCGUCCCUUUUGGACGUGAGCUUCCUGGUCGCGUCGGGCGGGUGGUUGGACCUCGCCAGCGGCAAACACCUGCAGGAGGCCUCGGGCACGCUGUGCCGGGACUGCAGGGAGUACGUCGGCAGCCACCUGCGGGUGGACUACUCGACACCGCGGGCACUGUGGCCGCUCAGGACGGUCGGUGUCGUCCUCUUCGGCAAGGGCCCCGGUGGCGGCGGGAGGGUGCACGGCAUCGGGAACAGCGCCGCCGCCGCGAGCGGCGGGGUCGGAGUCAGGCGGCUAGCGGGUGGGUUUAUCGGGAAGGAGAACGCGGGCGGCACAGGCUACCGGACCGGCGCCAGCAGCAGCGCGAGCGGCGGAAAAGGAGGGCUGCUGUCAUCGCGGUUGCAGCAGCAGUACGGCUGGAAGGGGCGGUCGAUCCCUCCCCUCCGCGUGACGACGAUGACUUGGGAGAGGCCGCUGAGCGACCUGGCCCACGGGCGCGCGCUCCCCCCGGGGCUCCACAGCCUGCACUUCGCGUGCAGCUUCCGCUACUUCGACGUCGGCUGGGUCUCGUUCCCCACGAGCCUGCUGAGCUUGUCCUUCGGACAGAACUUCGACCAGUCGGUCGUCGUCGAAACGCUCUGCCGUACCCAGCUAUUUUAUUUUGCGGAGCGAGAUGCAGCGCGGGCUUGA